Messenger RNA from Penicillium malachiteum, 1437 nucleotides. RefSeq lists its product as uncharacterized. The record is from RefSeq and is a predicted model, not a curated record. The transcript has 2 exons. Bases 1 to 1437 code for a protein of 478 amino acids. NCBI's taxonomy places the organism in Eukaryota, Fungi, Ascomycota, Eurotiomycetes, Eurotiales, Aspergillaceae.
AUGCCUCCACAGCCUGGUGAAGAAAUAUUGGUGAACGUAUUGGCCGAUAUUCAUUACUAUUUCACAGCUCCAGCACCGAGAUCGCUUCAUGAUCGAUUUGAGAAAGGCUCCUACCUAUACAUUUAUCAAAAUGUUGCACAAAAUACCGUGCGAAUCGAAAUUGCGAAUAACGCAGGAACACAGGAUCAAGAUGCUUUCCAAGCAUCAUUUUACAAUGUGCAUAUACAGCACUCAACUCAGUUCCCGACACUUUGCACAGUUACCGUAGACGGGUUUACUGGACAGCCCGAGGACGGCGCAUCUCAGUAUGACUGGCGACUGCCCAGUCUGGACAGACCAUCUGAUUUGAUCCGAAUCCAUACACUCGAUAUCUAUUUCUGGUCUUUAGACGAUUCAAAUCAAUUCUUAGACGCUGCUGGUCACGUCUUAGAUAGCGACCAAGUGGAAACCGAUCGGGAUAUCAGCCCCGAACAGUCCGAUGAACCACUAAGCUCGGUAGUUCAACAACUGGAAAAUGUCGCAGUCACAGACCCGGCCUACCAAAAUGGCCAGACUCCGGAUUCACGAUUCGAGCCACCGCCUAUGGCGGCGCCAGUAGCACAAGCUGCACCAGCAACCCUCAGUUUCCCACCACCUCCUCCAAGCGGACCCUCGAACGAGCAGCAACAACCAGUGACAGAGCGUCAAGUCUCUCCGGAGCAACCGAAAGAACCCGAGAGCAUCGCACCACUACCAUACAAUCCUGCUGCUCCAGCGGCCCCGGAACCAAUUCAACACCGCGAGAAGACACCACCGCCACCAGAAGACGGCACCCAAGGAACAGGCCUUGUAGAAGCAGCGAAAGGCAUGAGCCUCGGAUAUACACCGCCGCACCAACCCCCCAAUGUCGGGAUAAGCUCUUUCGCACCUCCACCCACUUCAACGCCAGGGAUGCCCUACAACACUGCCAUUGCAGGACCUCCGGGUUACGCCUCUCCACCUCCAAGUGCAGGACUGCCUCAUGCAAAUUCAUUCGGCAUGGGUGGGACCCCAUUACACAGCCCUGGAUUACCAACAUACCAGCAAUCCUUCAUUACGGGUCAUCCUGUUCCUCAGGCUGGUGGUAUGUCCUUUGCACCGCCGUCGCAUGACCCAAAUGCCUAUAUGUACGCACAGCAGGCAUACGGUAUGCCACAGCAGCAGGCUCCGGUGGGAUUCUCGAACUACCCGUAUGAGCAGCAACAGCCGCAACCUGUGCAGCGCAGUGUAUCGGAAUAUGAUAUCCAUGCUCAGGUGUAUCGACCUACUAGUGACGAGGUGAACUCGCAUGCACAGAAAAUGGCGAAGAAGGCCAUGAAGGCUCCAGGACAACGGUCACACGGCAUCGAGGAUAAGGCGCAUAAAAUGGAAGGUGGAGUGAAUCGGUUUUUGAAGCGAUUGGAGAAGAAGUUGGGUUAG